AGGAAGUGCCCACACAUCAGCUGAGGAGAGCGGUGACAGGUCGGCAGGCUGCCCUGGUGUCGGUGUGAUACUCACUCUCCUGCUCUAAAAUUAAAACAACGAUGUAAAGCAGCGGGCUGGAGCCGAUUUACAAGCGUUGUGGACGAUCACCACUGAAGAUGCCUGCAGUACCAGUUGUGCCAGAGAACUACAGCCAUGCACUGGCAGAGUUUGAUUGCCUGGACCCACUUCUUUCUGCUCUGCGGUUGGACUCUGGCAGGCUGAAGUGUACCUGUUUAGCUGUGUCAAGGAAGUGGCUUGCAUUAGGAACCUCAGCAGGAGGGCUGCACCUGAUCCAGAGGGAGGGCUGGAAACAAAGGCUCAUCCUCACUCACAAGGAGGGAUGGAUCACUCAGGUGGCAUGUUGCCCUCAUGAUGAAGACUUUAUUGCUGUUGCAACAAGUCAGGGUCUGGUUGUUGUGUGGGAGCUUCAGUUGGAGCGGCGAGGUCCUCCAGAGAGGGUCAGUGUGUCCUGGGAACACAGAGGUCAGGCAGUCACUGCGCUCUGCUGGGACACCAGCGCUCUUCGAGUUUUUGUUGGGGAUGCUGGAGGCAAGGUUUCCUUUCUCCGAGCAGGAUCCUCCAAGCUAGGCAAGGGGUCGGCAUUUGUCAUAUUCCCUGUUCAGACCGUCACCACGGUGGACUCCAGGGUGGUUCAGCUUGGUUAUCAAGAUGGCCGCCUGACUGUAUCUUCUCUGAGCCGCUGUUACCUCUGUGACACAGAGAGAGAGAAGUUCUGGCGAGUUGGGAACAAGGAGCGUGAUGGGGAGUAUGGAGCCUGUUUUUUCCCUCAGAACAGAGGGUUAUUAGUUGGACAGCCGCCCCUUCUGUACUGUGCUCGCCCUGGAUCUAGAAUAUGGGAGGCAAAUUUCAAUGGCGAGGUUCUGAGCACCCAUCAGUUCAAACAGCUUCUGGCCUGUCCUCCUCUACCUCUCAUCACUUACAGAAAUGAGCCUCAGUAUAACCCAGGACAGAAGACACCCCAGUCCAUUGCUUUUCCCAAACUGCUUUACUUGGGAGACCAAAACCUGCUGACCUGGACUGAAUCAGCUAUUUAUAUCUUCACACCUCAGAAUGGACAGGUGCUCUUAUGGACAGAAGUCAAAGACUUGGCUGAUGUAGCAGUCUAUCGCAAUGAGCUCUUCUGUCUCCAUGGCAGUGGACGUCUGUCCCACCUCUCCCUGUUAUCUGCAGAACGAUGUGUUGAGCGGCUGCUCCGGAGAGAGUCCUGGCCUCUGGCUGCUGUGGUCUGUUGUAUGUUCCAGCACAUAAUCACCACCAGCAAGGCCAGGAAGUCCAUUCCAAUUGACCGCCUUGAACAUCUUCGGUCCCAGCUCAGUUCCAGCACACACCUCGAGCUGAUUGGCCAGCUGGAAGAAGUCAUCACUAAACUGGAGCCCCUGGACUCCGCCUCCAGCAGCCGGAGAAGCAGCAUCUCCUCACAUGAGAGCUUCAACGUCCUGGACUGUGGAAUCUACCGUGUGAUCAGUCGCAGGGGAAGCCAGUCUGAUGAAGAGACGGGCUCCCUCAUCAAUCCCUCUGUGUCUGAAGAGGAGCGGCUCAAAGAGUUCAGCUUUGUACAAGAAGAAGAUCUGGCGGAUCAUGAUCCACAGAGCAGUGAGCGUCUGGAGGCUGAACGAUCUGAGCAAGGCCUGCAGUUCCACCUCCCCCUCUCAUUCCGCCCCAAACCCCCUCGCAUCGCACUGCAGGCUGUCAAAGACAGUGUUUCGAGCUUUGUUAAGAAGACAACAGAGAAGAUCAACACCCUCCAGAUGAACUCUGAGCUCUGGCAGCGCCCUGAAUUUAGAGAAGGUGGGCAGUCUGAAAUAUCAGCUACUACAGCGCCCUACUUAGAGGAAAUAGACAAUGAAGUUUAUGACGACAUGCCAAACACAGAAGCUGACAUGCAGGAACUUCGAGCAGCAACAGAGCGAGCUAUCUCUCAAAUCCAGGAUCCCUGGGUGCUACUGGAUCCAGUCUGCCUGGGUGAAACUCUGCUGGAGUGGCUGCCAGUGCUGGAGCGAAUACUCGGACCUGUAGAGCUUGGGCUAGUCGCUGCUGGUGAUUCAAAUGCCGAUGGGCCAGGAGAGGAGAGGUGGGAGAGAGAUUAUCUAAAUACAAGCUCAGAGCAACAAGAGGAGCUGUCGGAGGAACCAACAGAGAGCAUGACAGAGGAGAAGAAAGACGAAGCACCUGAGCCUGCAGAAAAAGAAAAGCCAUGUGAUUCUGUUGAGACAGAGGCCGAGGUUGUAAUUGGGGCAACCCCCCAAGAACCUGUGCGAGUGGUGACUCCUGAGCCCGUACCUUCAGAUCUCCUGGUUAACCUCACACAGCUGGCCACACUGUACACAGAGCUGAGCUGCUUUAGAAAGCAGGAGAAUGAACAGAAAGGGCUGGGAUGCACAACUUUCCUGCGGCGCUACUUCUUUCUACUGGACCAAGAGCGAGUGAGGAGGAUGUGUCUGCUGUGUUAUCAGGAGCAGCCGGAGGUGCAGAGCUCCUUCAUUGAGGCCAUGCUAGAUCUCACUCAGUCCAGUAAGGUGGUCGAGGUUAUCCAGAGAGGGGAUCUGCUGAGAUCACUGCGCAGUAUGAGAGAGCUUCAGCCCUGGAGUGCACCUCCUCUCCUUGCUCACUUGCACAGGCUGUAUGAGAAACAUGGGGAGGCAGCCAUUCGUUCAUUUUCCCAGUUUUAUCCCACGAUAACUCCUGCAGAUGUCAUGGCCAUGGCUCAACAGAGCCACUUCCUAGCUUACCUGGAUAAUCUGGUUCAGUCUCGAACAGAGGGGCACAGGUCACCAUUUUUACAGUCCCUUCUUGAACCAGAAUCACUGAGACAGGAUUGGCUGGAGCUGGCGCUCACUCAUGACGCCCCUCAGCACUCUGACACCUUGACCCCUGAUGGACAGCCCAGGUGGCGCUCUCAUUGUUUCACUUGGGGUUACGGGCGCCUCCUGUCUCUUCUCAUCGGUCUCCCUGCAGACUUUUCCUCCAAGCAGAAGAUGGCAGAGACUUGCCGCAGUCACGGAUACUGGAUGGGCUACCUUUACCUCUGCCGUGAGCUGCAGUGUCGCACAGAGGCCUUCUCCACCAUUUGUCAGCUGGAUGACAUCAGUCUGCUCGAGGGACCUGAUGGUGUUGAGCCCCAGACCUUAGAGGAGUGGAAGCUUUUGAUCCAGUUAUGUCAGCGGAGAAGCUCCGAGGUCGACUCGGAGCAGCUCACAGGAGUGAACGGGAGCAGCUGGUCUAACGGCUCAGCAGACUGCGGGGGGAGGAUCAGCCCAGAGAGCCUGACCCUGAUGCUGGCUCAGAGAGCUGGACCUGACCGCACCAUGGCGGUCCUGGAAGAGUGUGGAGUGCAGCUGGUCCUCUCACCACACUCCAAACUGGUGUGUGAACUGCUGCGAGUCACUGAGAAGAGGCAGAGAGCGAUGAUCCAGACGAUGCUUGAGCGCUGUGAUCGCUUCCUGUGGUCUCAACAUGCCUGAAAAACAUCUCUGCUGUGUCUUCAGCUUCUCCCACAUCUUACAUGAUAACUAACACUGUAUGCAGUUCUCUUUCUGCUGAUAAUGACUUUAUUUAUGCACUGUACUCCUCAAAGCUUUCAAAGGAAGGCUCUUAUCGCCUCCCAAAAGACAGUAUUAUUUAACUUCACUUUGCUUUUACAAAAAAAAAAACUGUAUUAUUCUCAUGAUUCCAUUUACUUGCCAGUUUUGUUUUUAUUAAGAUUUAUUUGCCAGGUAUCACCUUAAAAAACUUUUUUUUGCAUGAAAGCAAAAAUUAAUAUAUCUAACUUAGAAGUGUUACAUUGAACUUAACUGAACUCUAAUGUGAAUAAAGCUGUUUGUGUUUUAAA
Cheilinus undulatus (humphead wrasse) is the source of this 3892-nucleotide messenger RNA. It is a transcript of the gene hps5, whose product is annotated as HPS5 biogenesis of lysosomal organelles complex 2 subunit 2. The transcript is spliced from 23 exons. The record is from RefSeq and is a predicted model, not a curated record. Gene Ontology annotation, cellular component: cytoplasm. NCBI's taxonomy places the organism in Eukaryota, Metazoa, Chordata, Actinopteri, Labriformes, Labridae. Gene Ontology annotation, biological process: developmental pigmentation. The coding region runs from base 159 to 3524 and encodes 1121 amino acids. Gene Ontology annotation, molecular function: protein binding.